Molecule: messenger RNA, 11244 nt
Organism: Hypomesus transpacificus
Lineage: Eukaryota; Metazoa; Chordata; Actinopteri; Osmeriformes; Osmeridae
Gene: nbeal2
Product: neurobeachin-like 2
Exons: 55
Coding region: 490-8940 (2816 amino acids)
Biological process (GO): intracellular protein localization
Cellular component (GO): membrane; cytosol
Molecular function (GO): protein kinase binding
Source: RefSeq, a predicted model, not a curated record
ACAGUGCACUCCUAUGGACUAUGUCAAGGGAUUUGUUUCUGUAUUCCGGGCAAGUGCAUUUAAUCAGAAUUUAAAUGCACAAUAAAUACUAUCGGCACACCUGUAAAAAUUGUAACUACGGUUAGUUUACAGAGUUGAACGGAUCACCCGUUACUGUCGUGCCGUGGGAAGUCCUCCGUAACUGGAAUAUUACUGUCUAAAUGCGGACAUGGGUGUUCCUUUGGAUUCGUAUCUGUUUUCGCUGUGCUCAUAAUUUCUACGCAGAUUAAGGCACGCAUGCCAUGCUUUCCCUUGUCUAUGUGGAUAUGAACUUUCUUAGAGCUUCUGUUUCGACGAUCACAUGUUGGAUUCUGUCACUGUUUAAUAUCAAGAUGCUCCACGCGAACAUGUUGCGCCCUUACUUUUGGAAACAACAACAAAAACCUCGGACAGAAAUGUAAAAAUUUAACAUUUUAUACUCAAGGACCACAUUUCUAAGCGCGGAGGAGAAUGGCAUCGAAAGAAAGAUUGUAUGAGCUGUGGAUGUUGUAUUACACCAAGAAAGAUGUGGCUUACCUGCAACAGUGGCUGGAGGCCUUUGUGGCAUCCUUUGAGCGGCUCAUUGAUGUGCAGUCGCUGGCGCCCCGGCGGGUGGAGGAGGGCUGCUCUGAGGUGCCCCUGCUGCCUCGUGAGGUCCUAGUGCUGCUCAGCACCCAGCUGUGGCACAGCGCCCUGCACCUCUCUGGGUCCGAGCAGGGCAACAGCACCCCUCACCCGCUGCUGCUCAUCAAGUUCUUCAUCAUCGUCUGCAGGAAUAUGGAAAAUAUUGACCCUGACAAGACCCCUAGCUUUGUGUUUGAGACAAUAAAGCUGUUGAAUUUCUGCUUGACUCAGCUGAAGAAGCAGCCAGAGGAUCAGUCAUCACUCCAGUCAGUGGUCCAGUAUGGGCUGCUUCUGUGUGAGAGUCUCUAUGACCCUUAUCAGAUCUGGAGGAGACGCCUGUCAGGGGAGGAUGUAAGUCUGAUGGAGAGGAGUAGGUAUAAGUUCUCCCCUCUUCCUCUGCCAGAAGAGCUACCAGCUCUGUUCCAUGAUACCUUAGAGACCAGCGAGCAGAUCCCAGAGCUCCUCACACUUCGAUUGGUCAAUCUCCAAGGGGCUGUCAUCAGUGGGACCAAGAAGAACGGCCUGCUCUCCAUCACCCCCAACUCUGUGAAAGACCUGUUCUCCGUGCUGCGGGCCUGGUGUUGCUGCGACUCCCCCAAUCCCAAGGACCCCAGCCUGCUAAGACUGACCCUGCAGUGCUUGACUGCAAUGAUCCACACCCUCCACGGCAGCAGCCCCGCUGAGCGGCAGGUGGAGAUUAAGACUGUGCUUGACGGAUACUUCCAGGUCCUCAACUGGAACCGUCCCCUGGGCAGUGAGCCGGGGGGCAGGCGAACCUGGGAGGACAGCCUGAUCACCCUCCAGAGCCAGAUGCUUACUGCGAUGCCUGAGAUCCUGCAGUGUCCUGACAGGCCUGUGCUGCAGGCCAUCUUCCUCAAUAAUAACUGCUUUGAGCACAUUCUCAGGCUCAUCCAGAACAGCAAGCUCUAUCAGAGCAACAAGAGUAGGACGGAGUGUGUGUGUGACCUCACCACACGUUUACUCACAGAGGUGGAAGUGGACCAGGUUUGGGAGAAAGGUUCAGACUGUAUCACAGUGCAUGCUCUGGGGGUCCUCACGGCCAUCAUGAGUAACUCCCCCUCUGCCAAGGAGGUGUUUAAGGAGAGGAUCGGCUACUCCCAGCUGUUUGAUGUUCUCAAGAGUCAAGGCCAGCCCACCAAAAGGCUGCUACAAGAGCUGAUGAACAUGACAGUGGAAGGGGAGCACGCCCAUGCACUCCACCUGGGCAUCAGCAACGACCAGCCCCUGUUGCUGCUCCUGCAGUGGCUGCCCGAGCUGAGCACCCAGCGGGAGCUGCAGCUGCUGGUGGCCCAGUGGCUGGCGGCUGUGUGCGGAGGCUCCCUGUCCUGCCGCACCGUGGCGGUGGAGGCCGGCCUGGUGGGAGCACUGCUCCGGGUCCUGGAGGUGCCCCAGCGCCUGGACAGGCAGUGUGCCGACGCCCUGCUGGGCCUGCUGCAGGACCUGGGCUCCCUGUGCCUCCGGCCGGGCGAGCUGAAGAGCCUGCUCCGCCUGCUGAGGGUGGACCAGGACAGCGGCACCGGGAGGGCGCCUGGGAGGGGCUCACACCCGUACUGUGCCCGCAUCAUCAGGGUGCUGUCAGCCAUGGCGGCCAGGGAGGGUAGAGACAGCGCCCUGCAGUACUUUGACCUAACGCCCCCCAUGGCGGGCAUCAUGGUGCCCACGGUCCAGCGUUGGCCGGGCAGCGCCUUUGCCUUCCACGCCUGGCUCUGCCUCAACGCUGACUUCCCUCCUUAUCACUCGGAGUGCUCCAACCCCAGUACCCCUUUGCCCACCGCUGGCACGGGGGCCCCGCGAGGCAUGGGGAAAGGCCCUCGCAGGAAACAACUCUACAGUUUCUUCACGGCCAGCGGGACGGGACUGGAGGCGUUCUUCACCGUGGAGGGGGUGCUGGUGGUGGCUGUGUGCACUAAGAAAGACUACAUGGCUGUUUGCCUGCCUGACAAUCCUCUCACAGACUGCUGCUGGCAUUCUGUGGACAUCGUCCACAUCCCUGGCCGUCGUCCAUUUGGACAGAACAUGGUCACCAUCUACAUAGACGGAGAACCGUGUAAGACUGCCCAGCUGCGCUUCCCCUCUUUCAAUGAGCCUUUCACCUCCUGCUGCAUCGGCUCCGCGGGCCACCGGACCACUACCACCACCACCACCACCUCCCCCACCCUGCCUCCCCCGUCAUCCCUGUCAGGGGAGUUUGCCUUUCCCGCUCACGCCGCCCCCCUCACCCGCUCCCAGUCCUUCCCGGCCACCUUUGCGGGGGGCCGCUGGGGGUCGCUACAGGAGUCCCACGUGCACACCAUCCCUGCUGGGCUGCAGGACACGGAGUGGGGGACGCCGAGCUCUCUGGACGGUCUCCUGGGAACUGCCUUCAUCUGCCAUGAGGCCCUGCAACCGCUACAGGCCAAGGCACUCUAUGCCGCAGGCCCCAACCACGUGUCUCUGUUCAAGGCGGAUGGAGAGCUUUCGGACCUCAACAGCAAACUCCUCCUCUACUACACUCCACAGGCUUUCAAGAACCAGAUUUGUCUGGAUCUGUCUCCCAACCACCAGUAUGACGGCAGGCUAACUGGACAUCAGGUGGUUAACUGGGACAUCAAGGAUGUUUUGAAUACGGUGGGGGGCAUGGGAGUGCUGCUGCCCCUGCUGGACCAAGUGUGUGAGGCCGAGCAGGUGGACGGAGUUGGGCAGGAGACCUCGGACCUCCUGGGACCAGAGCUCACCUCCUCAAGAGGGCCCGCCGGCAUGCUGCUGCCCCUGGGCAAGUCCUCGGAGGGCCGUCUGGAGAGAAACAGCGUUGCCGCCUUCCUGUUGAUGGUGAAGAAUCUGAUUCGCCAUCACCCCGUCAAUCAUGAGAGCCUGCUGAACUGCCAUGGCCCUGCCAUCAUAGGAGCCAUGUUGAGCAAGGUGCCGGGAAGCAUGAUGGACAUGAGUGUUCUGAUGGCGUGUCAGUUCCUGUUGGAGCAGGUGUCCAGCGAGGGGAACAGCCCUCUGCUCCUGCAGCUCUACCAGCACCUGCUCUUUGACUUCCGCAUCUGGAGCAACAGUCAUUUUGCUGUGUGUUUGGGCCAUGUCCAGUAUUUGUCCACGGUAAUCAAGGAUGGCAAGCAGCGCAUGAGGAGGAAGUAUGGGGUGCAGUACAUCCUGGAUACCAUACGGACGCACUACAGCAUGGAGAAAGACGGCAGCCGCCUGUCUGAUGAGAAGCAGACGGUCCAGAUCUCUCUGUUCACCCUGCUGAGGGAUUUCCUGCUCAGGUCUCCCAGCCCAGAGGAGCUCCACAGUGUCCUGGCCUACACACUCGCCGUGGGAGAGGAACAGCAGGUGGUGAGUGCGCUGGACGUGCUUUACUGUCUAUUGCGGAGCACGCCCCCCAGGGAAACAGUCCAGACGGUGCUGGUGGAGUGGGGUGUGGAGCAGCUGUACUGCCUGCUCCUCAACCCCACCUUCGGGGACGAGGCCCGCGAGAGAGUCUUCAGGGUACUCUACAAAAUCCUGAAGAGUGAAAGAGUGCCUGAACGGACAAAGCACCGCGUCAAGCUGAAGGAUUUUGGCUACCUAGGCCUGGUCUGUUUCCUUGGAGACAUCCCUGUAACCAUGACCACCGUGCGCUGUCUGUACGAGCAGGUUCUCGCAACAGAUGCCUGCCCUAGCUUCAGAGACCUCCUGGCUGUGGUGUAUCUGUCACACAGAGCUGAGCUCACUGUCCGUCUGGACGUGUGUCGCAAGCUCUUCCACCUGAUCUACUCCAGCGAGGACUACGUCAGGCAGCUGGCUCGUCAGCCCGGCUGGCAGGACGUCCUCACUAAGCUCUACGUGAAGGAGUCCUUUGAGUCCCGAGCAGCCAGCGUAGAGGACUCCAGCACCCCCAGCUCCCUGGAGCCCCCCACCCGCCUCCCCCUCCGCCCUCCCCUCCGCCCGCCCCUCCGCAGAGACCACAGCAUAGUCAUAGAGGACACCCGGCCCGACCUCUUCCUCACCUACACCUCACGGGAAGAAGAGGAUGAGGAGGAAGGAGGCCCGCGGGACCUCUCAGAGGGUUUCUCCAACCUCUCCCUGUCGCCCCUUAACGGCGGCGGCGGGCAGCUGAAGAGCUACGCACACUCGUUGCAUUUUAAGUCCUUUGACUCAGCGGAGCAGGGGAGCCACUCGUCCUCCCUGUCCAACACGGUGGACAUCCCCUCAGCCCGCCGCGAGGAGGAGGGGCUCUACCACCCCCUCUCCCCCUUCGGCACCUCCCCCUUUGAACUGGAGCUGGGGGAGGCGGGCACAGGGACGGGCACCAUCACACCUGCAGGCAGUCAGGGAGACACCCCGUCCCCCCUGGAGCACAGCAAGCCCUUCCCCUCUCUGAGGCCCAGGAAGAGCUCCAGUCUGUCCAAUGUGCUUGACGACGCCAGCUAUGGAACAGAACCUCCCACUGGAGACACCAUCUCCAACACUUCCAACCCUCAGCAGACCCCGGAGGAGGAGCUGUGUAACCUGUUGACCAACAUUGUGUUCUCCGUGCUGUGGAGCGGCAGCGGGGCCGAGGGUGGCGAGGACGCCGUCUGGAGGGAGAGGGGCCAGGUCUUCUCUGUCCUCACCAAGCUGGGCUCCUCCUGCCAACUGGUGCGCCCACCCGACGACAUCAAACGAAGCCUGUUGGAGAUGAUGCUGGAGUCGUCCCUGUCGGACCUGCGAGACGCCCAGGGCCAGUCUCUGCCCCACUGUCCCAGCCUGGUGCGCCUUCUCAGGCUGCUCCAGGACUUCCUGUUCGCUGAGGGAACCGACAACCACGCUCUGUGGAGCGAGAAGAUCUUUGAGGGGGUGGUGAACCUGCUGGACAGGCUACAGGCAUGGCACUCUGCCCCGGGCUCCCCAGGCUCUCUGGAGCUCAGGGAGAUGGCCUAUAUCGGCCUGCGCAUCAUCACGGGAUACAUCCAGCAGCAGGACUCUCAGGUGUGUGUGAUGGCUUGUGUGAAGCUCCACAGCCUCCUCCAGACAGUGCUCUGCCUGAAGUGGGUGGAGGUGUGUUUCCUGCUGGGCCGCUUGGGCGCCCCCCUGUGGCCAAAGGGUGUCAUGGUGGAUGCCAAUGGCGGGCACGCGGAGACCUUCUCCCGGCUGGUGCCCAUCGUACGCACCCUCCUGGAUCAGCACGCUGACCCCGUCACGCUGCAGUCCCUGCUGCCUAACCUUCCGGUGACCAAUGGUAGCCCCACCUUCGCUCAGGACCUGCAGAACUACUGUCACACCGUGGAGUGGCAAGACUUCUACCAGCAUCAUGUCCAACCCACUAUGGAACAGUAUGAGUUGGACACGUUUGGGAAGAGCCACGACCUCAUGUCCAACUUUUGGAACUCCUGCUUUGACGACCUCAUGAGCACAGCCAUACGGCGAGACAAAGACAAAGGAGACAGCAAAGCCAAAUUCCAGGAGGCUAUUGUGAACCCUCACCUGAAGCGAGUGCGCAGUGAGAACAACAGGUACCACAGCGUACAGAAGCAGAGCUCCAGCCAGCAGGGGGUGGUGUGGCGUCACUGGAAGUCCCUCCGCUGCCUGCUGACCAGCGAGAGAGGCCCCUGGGCACACAGAGAUCCUCCAGUGGUUAAAUGGAAGCUGUCCAGUGCAGAAACCUACUCCAAGAUGAGGCUAAAACUGGUCCCCAACUACCAGUACGACACCCAUACAGAGGCUAGCGCUUUCAGAGACAACAUGGGAGCUGAAAGUCCCCGCAGCUCUGAACCCCUCCCCCUUGCUGUUGCGAAGGAAGCAAAAGUGAGUGACAUGGAGGACGACCAAUUGGGAGAAGAGGACAUUGUCUUUCUGGACAACCAGGUGGAGGGGGAGGAUGAGAGUCAGAAGGAGAAGCUGGUGCUGUCAGAGGACUGCGAGCUCAUCACCAUUGUGGCAGUGGUUCCUGGUCGUCUGGAGGUCACCACCCACCACCUCUACUUCUACGACUACAGCAGUGACAAAGAGGAGACUGAGGAGGGGAUCGGGUUCGACUUCAAAAGGCCUCUGUCUCAGCUGAGAGAGGUGCACCUGAGACGCUACAACCUGCGCCGGUCAGCCCUGGAGCUCUUCUUCAUAGACCAGUCUCACUACUUCAUCAACUUCAAGAAGAAGGUGCGGAACAAGGUGUACUCUAGGAUCCUGGGGCUGCGGCCCCCCAACCUCUUCUACUUUGGCUCCCGCUCCCCACAGGAGCUGCUGACGGCCUCUGGGCUCACACAGAAAUGGGUGUGCAGGGAAAUUUCUAACUUUGAGUACCUGAUGCAACUGAACACCAUCGCUGGGCGCACCUAUAAUGACCUCUCCCAGUACCCAGUGUUCCCCUGGGUUCUGUGUGACUACACCUCUUCGGUUCUGGAUCUAGAGGACCCUGAAGUGUUCAGGGACCUGUCCAAACCCAUCGGUGUGGUCAACUCCAAACACGCCCAGAAUGUCAGAGAGAAGUAUGAGAGUUUUGAGGACUCUACAGGCACCAUCGACAAGUUCCACUACGGCACACACUACUCAAACGCUGCCGGGGUCAUGCAUUACAUGAUCCGCAUGGAGCCCUUUACCACCCUGCACAUCCAGCUGCAGAGCGGCAGGUUUGACGUAGCAGACCGACAAUUCCACUCCGUGCCAGCGGCGUGGCAGGCUCGCAUGGAGAGUCCCGCCGACGUCAAAGAGCUCAUCCCCGAGUUCUUCUACUUCCCAGAGUUCCUGCAGAACAUGAACGGCUUUGACUUGGGCAGCUUGCAGAUGUCCCAGGAGUCAGUGGCAGAUGUGUUACUACCACGCUGGGCCUCGUCCAGGGACGACUUCAUCAGGAAGCAUAGGAAGGCCCUGGAAUGUGAGCAUGUGUCCAGUCACCUCCAUGAGUGGAUUGACCUGAUCUUUGGUUACAAGCAGAGAGGCGAGGAGGCUGUGGAGGCCCUCAAUGUGUUCUACUACUGCACCUAUGAGGGCGCCGUGGACUUGGAUGCCAUAGCCAAUGAGACAGAGCGCAAGGCCCUGGAGGGCAUCAUCAGCAACUUCGGCCAGACCCCCUGUCAGCUCCUCAAGGAGCCUCACCCCCCUCGUAUGUCAGCCCAGAGUGCGUCCAGACGGCAGGCCCGCAUGGACACUCUGCCCCUCAACCUGUUUGAGCAUCUGGACAAGCUGCGCCCUUUUGUGGAGGUGGUGAGUAAUGGCGUGCCACUGGUCCAGGCGUUAGUCCCAAAGACCCCAAACCGCUCCUUCAUCAUCCCAGGAUCCGAUGUUCUGGUGACAGUGAGUGCCAACGGUCUGAUAGGGACACACAGCUGGCUGCCGUUUGACAAGAACAUUGCCAACUACUUCACCUUCACCAAGGACCCCACUGUGCUCAACCCCAAGACACAACGUUUCCUGAGCGGGCCCUUCUCCCCGGGCGUGGAGAUCAGUGCCCAGGUCCUGGUGGUCUCCAACGAUGGGCGCCUGCUCUUCAGCGGCGGCCACUGGGACUGCAGCCUGCGUGUCACCCAGCUGGGCAAGGGCAAGCUGGUGGGCAGGAUCUGCCGGCACAUCGAUGUGGUGACGUGCCUGUCUCUGGACCUCUGUGGCAUCUACCUCAUCUCUGGCUCCAGGGACACUACCUGUAUGGUCUGGCAGGUCCUACAGCAGGGUGGCUUCUCCAGUGGCCUGUCACCUCGCCCGGUGCAAGUCCUCUGUGGCCACGACCAGGAAGUCAGCUCUGUGGCUAUUAGCACCGAGUUGGACAUGGCUGUCUCAGGAGCAAAGGAUGGGACUCUGAUAGUGCACAGUAUUAGGCGGGGCCAGUUCUUGCGGACAUUGAAGCCCCCAGGCGAGAGCUGUUUGCCAGCCUACGUCACGGGGCUGCAGGUGGGCAUGGAGGGCCACAUUGUGGCUCAGACUGCUCUGGACGGCUGCUCUGUUGGGAAGGAGAAGUACUCGCUCCAUGUCUACUCGGUCAACGGCCGUCUCCUGGCGUCCGCCACCCUGGAGGAGCAGGUGACGGCUCUGUACCUGGCAGCCGACUACGUCAUCCUGGGCACAUCCCAGGGCAACCUCCAUAUCCGAGACCUGCUCAGUCUGGACUUGGCAGUGAAGCCCCUGGCCCUGAAGGUGCCUGUGAGGAGUGUGUCUGUGACCAAGGAGGGCAGCCAUAUCCUGGUGGGCCUGGAGGAUGGCAAGCUCAUCGUGGUGGGCGCGGGGAAACCAGAGGAGGUGCGCUCCGGACAGUUCUCUCGUCGACUGUGGGGCUCCACCCGACGGAUCUCCCAGGUCUCUUCUGGAGAGACAGAGUACAACCCCACAGAGUACACUGGGAAGUGAGAAAGGCCCUGGGAAGACUGGGUCCCUUCAGACCCUGGGGUCAAUAGACCCCUGGCUCACACUGUGUCUCUCCUCCUGCCUUCCACAUCCUUCCCAUGCCCAGCUCAGCUCUGGGCUCUAGUUAUUGAACUCUCUGGGAGAGCAGCUACAGCUACUGCACUUAUUUCUUUUUUUUUUGAGCCUGGUGUUUUUUUGCUUUGUUUUUAGACUGCGUCAUUCCAAAGAAUGUCUAUGUUUUAGCGGACAAAAAGGGGAGCGCUUUUUAGAUGAGUAUAAUCCUUGAAAACGAUGACUGUGGAGGAAUUCUUUGUGGUGAGCCUACUCAUAUCUAUAAGCCUGGUGACUCACUCUGGAACACACACACACCUACACACAUGCCUGCCCACACACACACACACACACACACACACACACACUCAGUGCAGUAUGAGGGGAAGAAUGCUGUGAACUCUCUAUGUUCCCACCUCCUUUUUUCAGCAUCCCUUUUUUCCUCCUUUCUUUUGAUUGUUUCAAGGCCAGUGGUUUGGCAACGGCACCUUGACUCGAAACUUGAAGACUAAUGUUGCUUGAGAUUUAAAGUACCAGUAUGUACCACUAGUGGGUCUACUUUCUCUGCAUUUAAGUGUGUGUCCAUGUGUUGUGGGUCAAGCUGCUUCUGUGUGCUUCUCAUACAGUAGGUCAGUGCUGGACUAUGCACAUUCUGAUAAAGGUCAAAAUGUUAGGAUUUCUGGGGCAACUCAAAUAUGUGUAUAUGACAUGCCUGUACGCAAUGCUGAACAGAUAAAGCAAUAAUGGUGUUGUGGUCAAAGGUAUAAUUUGUUAUGAUUGUGAAGCUUAGAAGGUAUAAUUUCUUGUGAUUGUGAAGCUUAGAAGGUAUAAUUUCUUGUGAUUGUGAAGCUUAUAAGUAACCAGUUUCUGUGGAGGAAAGGCCAAAAGCCCACUUACCUUACAAAGAAGAGAAGACAGCCUUGUUUUAUUACAUGUAUAUAACUACUGUAUAUUAGUUUGUUUUAUUCAAGCUACUGUAAGUGUAUGGUUCAGACUACUUUUAUUGAUAACUAAAUUCUUAUGUUGCUGCAAAAUUGGUAUGUUAUUGCAAAAUUGUCAUUGCUCAUCUUCUAAGAUGAUUUCUCCUUGCAAAGUAACCUUUUAUGUUUUUAACAAUUUUGUUACAUGAACUAAAGUGCCUUUUUUUUUGUUGCUUUCUAUUGUCUCUUUAGCUGGAGCCUUAAACACACUGAAUUCCAGUAAGAUGGUAUGAUUACUAUACCAAGACUCACUCCCUUCAUUUUACACUUUCUAUCCUCUCACCUUUCUGUCCAUCAAAUUUGCUGCUGUAAAUGAUGUUUUAGAAAUAUAUCCUACACAAAACGGAUCACACAUCAUCCACACCAAAGCCUUACUUUGGAGUCGCCCUAUUCUUUGUGCAUCUUGAAUCAGAGUACACGUCCCUCGUUUACUGUUGAAAGUUUGUUCUGCUGUUGUUUUAUUUAAAGAGGAACUGAAACAAAGAGAUGGUGUCUGUGAAACACAUUUGAGGAAAUACUCUGACGUGAUUGGAGGAAUGCAAUUCCUGUCGGCCCCUGUAGUGUGGCCAGGGAUUAUCUGUUGUUAUGCACCAUCAUGAUGGAGGACAAUAAAGGGAACCGCUGGGCAAAUGCAAUACAGCACCAACAAAAUGGUGCCUGUUACACAUAUCUGGAUUACAGUGAAUUAUGGAGAGCUGAAAAAAAUACAGACAUAAUUAUAGCUUUGUGUGUGUGUGUGUGGGGGGGGGGGGUCUGCUCGUAUUAUAUGGAUGGUGUUUCAAUUUUCAGAAUCACAUUAACCAGUUAAUGUCUUAUGAUUCAGUUGAGUCUAGAUAUUUGUUGAAAAGGCGAGUCUGAAAUAGCUUGUUGCAAUGUAAAUGUCUGUAUUUGCUGUAUUCUUUGUACAGGAGUGUCUUUUGCAUAGUUAUGAAAGUCAGCUGCUUUUCAUGACCCUGAUGAAGCAUUGUGUGAGACUGGUGUAUGUAGUCCUACAUGAAUGUAUGUUUUUUUCACUUAACUAUGCAGCCGUGCUGACCCAUUUCCAGUUUAAUCUUCCUGGCUGACCACACACCUCAGUCCUCCACCUAGGACACUACACUGAAUGCAUAGUGUUUAUAUGUGACAGCUUUGUUUCAAAGUUCCAUCAUCUGUACCCCUGCACAAUCCAACCCAAGCCUAGAGUAGCCCAGGGCUACAUUGGUUCUGGAUCUGCUCUUUUGUAAUCACUAUUUUGGUGUUUGUAUUUUUCUCAAAAUACAUGCUUUUUUUAACUGCC